Molecule: messenger RNA, 2561 nt
Organism: Dimorphilus gyrociliatus
Lineage: Eukaryota; Metazoa; Annelida; Polychaeta; Dinophilidae
Source: the annotation of a GenBank genome assembly
AUUACUAAUAGUCACGUGAUCGAAUUAAAUGAUCGCUUUGAAAAAACUAAAAGAAAAUUUUAAACAUUCAUAUAUAAAAGUCAAUUUAGUUUAUUAACAAUGUCAUCUAUUCAAGAAUUUUUUCCAGCCUCGGUUAUUCGGGGAUUAAGCGACAAAAUUUAUGAUAAACGUAAAGCAGCGGCUUUAGAAGUCGAACGCAUCGUUAAAGAUCUAGUCAGGAAAAAUGAAAUAAAGCAAAUCACUCAGAUAAUUGAUAUACUAGGACGAGAUUAUGCCAUGUCACAUAAUAUAAACACUCGACUAGGAGGAUUAAUAGCUCUUGCUGCAACAACAACUGCUUUAGGAAAGGAGUCGAAAGAAUUUAUUUCGAAACUAAUAGAGCCAGUUUUAACAUGCUUUCAUGAUUCGGAUAGAAAUGUUCGCUAUUUUGGAUGCGAGGCUUUAUAUAAUAUCAUUAAAAUUGCACGAGAUGGAUUUCUGCCUCAUUUUAAUGAGGUUUUUGAUGGAUUGAGUCGGUUGGCAGCAGAUCCAGAUGGACAUGUUAGAAAUGGCAGUGGACUUUUAAAUGUAUUAGUUAGAGAUGUUCUCACUGCAAGUCCAAAUAUGAAUUUGGUCGAUCUAAUUAAUCAACUAAGAACAAGAAUCUACAAUCGAGGCCAAUAUACUAGAAUGUUUAUAGUUUCAUGGAUUGAUGAACUGGACAACGUACCAGAUAUUGAUAUGAUAGUAUUUUUGCCUCAAUUGCUUGAUGGUCUGUUCCAAAUAUUGGGUGAUAAUCAUCAGGAUGUCAAGCAAGCAUGUAAAAAAUGCCUAAGGAAACUUUUAAGAAAUAUUUCGGAGGGUAAAAGUAAAAAUGUUGAUUAUCACGUUAUGGUCAACAUUAUUUUGUUACAUUGUCAGAGUAGUGAUUCUGGAAUACAAUCUAUGGCUAUCAACUGGCUGGAAGAAUUUGUAAAAUUGGGCGGAAGGGAUGCUAUCCUUCCUGUUAUAGCUAGCACUAUAUCUUCUUUACUUCCGUGUCUUGCCUACGAGGAAAGCAAUAAGAACGAGGUUAGAGAUCGGGCUGAUAAGGUUCAAGCUAGUAUAAUGAAAUUAUUAACCGAUGACGACGAUAAUCCCUUAAGUGCGGAUGAACAAUCAUCAGUAGCAGCUGCAGCUGAUGAGGACAAUAAACCUGACAACGAGAAUGAAGAACAAGUUUCUUAUGAUGGAGGACCUGUCCCCAAUGAAGUUGAAUUAGACAAAUCUCCCGCUAUAAAAGAUGAUUAUCAUUUUAACAUGACAGCAGUUGUUUCUGCUUUAACUCAUCAGAUGGCGCACGAAUCUGUAGCAACUAGGAUUGCUGCUUUGCAUUGGAUCGCCCAUCUUCAGAAACGAGUACCUCAAAGAGUUUUAAGACACUUGGAAAACCUCUUUCCUCUUCUCAUGUCAGCCUUAUCUGACCCAGAUGAAGGAGUAAUAUACUUAACAAUAGAGGUUCUGAGUGACAUUUCUUCAUCAUCAUUUGGACGUCAAGUCCCUCCUAAGUUUGAUAUGGACAUUCCAGAACAAGUGCUAGCAGACUUACAAAACUCUCAUGAACAUAACGCAUACUUUACAUGUUUCAUGAUAAAAAUUAUUCAAUUAUUUAAAAAUGAUGUAACACUUUUGGACAAGAAAGAUGGCAAGGGGAUGAUAAUUAUUAGGCAGAUCUGCAUUUAUCUCGGUGCUGAAAAUAUAUACAAGUGCUUAGCGCUUAUUAUUUUAAAGUUAGAGACACAUAAUAAAGAAAAACAAUUCGCAGCUGACAUUACUGAAAUGUUGGCUUAUAUUCUCUUAACUUCUAGUGAACUACACAAAGUUCGAACUGUUCUCAGAGAAUUAAGGGACGACUAUGCUGCUGAUUUAUUUGUGAUACUCUAUAAAGCAUUUUGUCACAACUCCUUCGCAGUUAUUGCGCUUUGUCUAUUGUCUCAAAUGUAUUCGCACUCAGCCUACUUGAUUAGAGCAGUGAGCGAAAUGAACGUUACUGUCGAUCUAUUGUUACAAUUGGACAGGCUUGUCCAAUUAGUAGAAUCUCCAAUUUUUGCAUUUUUACGAAUGCAAUUGUUAGAAGCUAGACACUAUCCUUAUCUUGUUGAGAGUUUAUACGGAAUUUUAAUGUUACUACCACAAAGUGUUGCAUUUCAAACACUUCAAACAAGAUUACAGUGCAUUCCACCUCAAUCGCUCUUCAUGGAUGGUACAAGGAAAAAGCCAGGCAACGAGGAUAGAGAAAAAGCGUUGAAAUCUAUUAAUUUUUCAGAAUUAUUAAAUAUCUUCCGCACGAUUCAAAAAUUAGAUUAGUGUAAUACUAUUCACAUUUUUCUUCAUGUAAAAAUGAUCUUGGUGCUAUACUCAACAAGAAAAAGAAACUUCAAAUUCAAUUAUCUUUAUAUCACAUUCCCUAUCACAUCGUUCUUUGACAGUAAAUCGAUUUUCAAGUUAAUUUUUUUAUUCUAUAAUAUAUCGAUAAGAAAGUUUAUAAGAUAACUUAUAUUUAAUACGAUAAUGAACGAAAACUGUUUGCUAAUUUAUCUAAA